This is a messenger RNA of Rhincodon typus (whale shark), 1986 nucleotides long. RefSeq names its product lactase-like protein. The coding region runs from base 1 to 1326 and encodes 441 amino acids. The transcript is spliced from 10 exons. The record is from RefSeq and is a predicted model, not a curated record. Gene Ontology annotation, biological process: carbohydrate metabolic process. Gene Ontology annotation, molecular function: beta-glucosidase activity. NCBI's taxonomy places the organism in Eukaryota, Metazoa, Chordata, Chondrichthyes, Orectolobiformes, Rhincodontidae.
AUGUCGUCCAGGGUUGCACUUACACACAGGAAUGUACCACGGUUAAUGGACAUUACAAUUAUUUCCAAUCAUAUACUCUCCAGAAAACCACAGACUCACCCACUGGUGCUGCAAGAUAGAUUUAGAGGCUGGCAAAAUAGCAGUCUGAUUGACUUCUUCAAUGAUUAUGCCAACUUGUGUUUUGAGAAGUUUGGAGACCGGGUGAAACACUGGAUUACUUUCAAUAACCCUUGGUCCACAGCUGUGGAAGGAUAUGAAGUGGGAGAGCAUGCACCGGGGGUGAAGCUGAAAGGACUAGGAGCUUACAGAGCAGGACAUAACAUCAUUAAAGCUCAUGCAAAGGCUUGGCACACCUAUGACAAACUUUGGCGCAAUCACCAAAAAGGAUUGGUGGGUAUUUCUAUCACAAGUGAAUGGGGAGAGCCAGUCGACAUUACAAGUCAAAAGGAUAUCGAGGCUGCUGAGCGAUACAUCCAGUUUAAUCUAGGAUGGUUUGCCAACCCUAUUUUCAAUGGGGACUACCCUCAAGUUAUGAAAGACUGCAUUGGGAGAAAGAGCUCACAGGAAAGCCUGGACAGCUCCAGGCUGCCAACCUUUACUCCACAGGAGAAACAUUUUAUCAAAGGCACCUCAGACUUCUUUGGGCUGGGUCACUUCACAACCCGGUACAUCACUCACAAGAGCUACCAAUACAGUAAAGGGCCAAGUUAUUAUACAGACCAGGACUUGGCAGAACUUGUUGACCCACAGUGGCCUGAUCCAGGUUCUGAGUGGCUGUACUCUGUACCUUGGGGUUUCAGGAGGAUUCUGAAUUAUAUCAAGAGUCGAUAUGGAAACCCGAGGAUAUAUGUGACAGAAAAUGGAGUAUCUGAAAAAAACCAGUGCACUGAGCUGUGUGACAAGUGGCGAAUGCAGUACAUGAGUAAUUAUGUUAAUGAGAUUCUUAAAGCUGUUAAGGAUGGUGUUAACGUCAAGGGAUACACAUUCUGGUCACUGCUGGAUAAGUUUGAAUGGGAUGAAGGAUAUUCAGAAAGAUUUGGGUUAUAUUACAUCGAUUUUAAAAGCAAGAAUAAGAGGAGGUACCCCAAAGGCUCGGUUCAGUACUACAGGAAGAUGAUCAGCUCAAAUGGAUUUCCGAACCAAAGAGAAAUUGAGAAUUGGAAACGCAAAGCUGCAGAGACCUGUUCCAUCACCAAUGCACUGCUUGCUGCAGAUCCUCUUGUCAAUCACAUGGAGAUGGUAACAGAGAUUGUCGUCCCGACUGUGUUCACUCUUUGCAUACUGCUGUGUGCUAUAUUACUGAUGUUCCUUCUCCGGACGCAGUGAAAAAUUCAGUGUGUUGUUAGGACAUUACAAUGCCAGAUGUACAAGGACAAAAAUAGAUGUCUAACUCCUUCAACAAGUUUAAAUUACAACAGUCUUUAAUACUUGUCCACAGUCACCUCCAAAGAUACCUUUGUUAUUAAAGAAUGAGAUGAUCCAUUUCCGGGUCAGUAAAACUGCAUUAUAAACAAACUCAAACCACAAACCCCAAUUAUGACUCCAUGGUUGAGAUAAAGGUGCCCACAGCAUGAUAGAGAGAUUCCAUUUCUGAUUCUUCCUUCCCUAAUCACAUAAUACCCAAUUGAAGUCUAUAUUAUCAAGGUUUCACCACAGAUUGAAGACAUCAAAUAUUGGAAGUAAAUAAGCUGUCUUCCAAUAACACAAUAGGUUCCUGCAGAAGAGGCAUUUCAUCAGUGCAACUGUUAAAAAAAACACAGGUACACAUUGCCAGUAGGAACAAUAAAACCCUUGGCCUGUGAGAUGAUAGAAAGCUAUGAACUGGAGAUCAGUCAGUUCAUCAGAACAUUAUUUUUAAAAUCCGUAACAAGUAGAAAUAUAGAAGCUACAUAAUUUAACCAACAUUUAGACCAAACUGCAGCAGUUCCAAGUGGAACUGGCAAUUUUUAUUGGUGAAUCAUAAACAACUGUUAUAAACUUGUUUGU